Messenger RNA from Triticum turgidum subsp. durum (durum wheat), 273 nucleotides. The record is from the annotation of a GenBank genome assembly. Lineage: Eukaryota; Viridiplantae; Streptophyta; Magnoliopsida; Poales; Poaceae.
AUGGCACGGUGCAUGAAGAACAUCGGCAAAGGACUAUUUGCAGCCACCAAGGUGUUGAUAUGCUUGUGCCUGGUGACGCUGCUUGUCAUGUCAUCUGAAGAGAUGGGAUCGGAAACCUGUGAUAAAGAUUGGAGCCUGACAUGGGACAACAGCUCAUGUAUCCUUCACGGCACCUGCAACAAGCCCUGCAGAAGAGAGAACUUUGAGCGCGGCAUCUGCAAAAAACUCUUUCAUUGCAUGUGCUACAGACACUGCAACAUUGAAUCCAUCUAG